Molecule: messenger RNA, 2052 nt
Organism: Physcomitrium patens
Lineage: Eukaryota; Viridiplantae; Streptophyta; Bryopsida; Funariales; Funariaceae
Product: indole-3-glycerol phosphate synthase, chloroplastic
Biological process (GO): L-tryptophan biosynthetic process
Molecular function (GO): phosphoribosylanthranilate isomerase activity; indole-3-glycerol-phosphate synthase activity
Source: RefSeq, a predicted model, not a curated record
CCUGGCUUGCGUCCAUUGUUGUCCCGCCCUUGCUGACUGUUUGUUAGUUUGCCUUGUUUAUGUUUGCUGACUGAGGGAUAGGGCAGCUCCAUCAUCUUGUGUCCACUGACUUGGAAUUGCCCUGCCCUGAGCAGCCCAGCCCAGCCCCGGCAGUUGGCCUCUCUUCCUCCCUCUCCAUUCCCCCUCCAUCCCUUCCGUCCCAUUCCUCCUCAUUCACACAACCUCAUCCCCUUCUCUCCUCCUGCGCCCUAUUCCUAUUCCCAUUUCCAUUUGUGCUCUUCUGCGGCAUUGGCACGCGCGUCUCCCUAGAUUCUUCCUUCUUUCUGCUUCCGUAGGUUGAAUUGGAUUGUCUGGAGAUGGCUAUGUCUCUGGGGUUUUCACUGUCCACCUCUAUCGCCCUCAGUACUCCGACUUCUCUUCAAGCUACAUCUUCAAAGCCCUCCUAUGUCACCACUCCCUCCUGUGCACACAUUGCUGGAUUCUCCAGCAGCUUUCAGGGAUUGAGAUUGGCUUCGAAUUCGAAUAGGAAAGCAAGCAUGAACGCUGCAGCACCGUCUGUCUCUUGCGCAGCUUCCAAUGCAUUGAGAAAUACGUUGCUCUACGCAAGUCGAAUUUGGAGCUUUGGUUUUCUACUGGAAAACUUUCAAUUUUGGUUUAACCACUCUUAGCCGUAAACUGAGAACCUUCGCCGCACCGUUCUAAUUUUGGAAUGAUAACACCGACGCCACAAAGUCCGAGCCGGUGAUUUUGGAGUUCCAGCCCUCGAGCAACAUGCCAGUGAUGCCGCCAGAAUGGAAGGAGAGAGAAGAGAAAAGAAAAGCUGAGGAGGCAAUGCGAAACACUCAGGGUAUUACCAUCAGGCGCCGACCCGCAACAGGCCCGCCUAUUCACAACGUCGGUCCUUUCCAAUUCAAGAUUCAGAGCGAAGGCAACACCCCUCGCAACAUCUUGGAGGAAAUCGUCUGGCACAAGGAUGUGGAAGUUGCUCAGAUGAAGGAGAAGACCCCGCUUGGAGCUUUGUCGAAGUUAAUGGCAGGAGUAGGGCCUACAAGGGACUUUGUGGGAGCGCUUAGAGCGAGGGCGGCAGAGACUGGGUACCCAGCAUUGAUUGCUGAAGUGAAGAAAGCGUCACCAAGUCGCGGUGUUAUCCAGCCUAACUUUGAUCCAGUACGAAUUGCGCAAGGGUAUGAAAAGGGUGGAGCUACUUGUUUGAGUGUAUUGACGGAUUCCAAAUAUUUCCAAGGAGGAUUUGAGAACUUGAGACUAAUCAGGAAUGCUGGGGUCCAAUGCCCGCUUUUGUGCAAAGAAUUCAUCAUUGAUGCGUGGCAAAUCUACAAGGCCCGUGUUAGCGGUGCAGAUGCUGUCCUCUUAAUAGCAGCAGUGCUGCCUGAUCAGGAUCUUGCUUACAUGACCAAAAUCGCGAAGGCCCUGGGCAUGGCUGCUCUCAUCGAGGUACACAGUGAGCGCGAGAUGAAACGUGUUUUGGGUUUGCCUAAUGUGGAGCUUAUUGGCAUCAAUAAUCGCAGUUUGGAAACUUUUAAGGUGGACAUCAAUAAUACAGUAGAGCUCUUGAAAGGAGAUAUUGGAACUCAGAUUCGUGAAAGAAAUAUCAUUGUAGUUGGAGAAUCAGGAUUGUUUACACCAGAGGAUAUUGCUUUGGUUCGUAACGCAGGCGUUGGUGCGGUUCUUGUGGGGGAGUCUUUGGUGAAGCAAGACGAUCCUGGUGCAGGCAUUGCUAAGCUGUUUGGGGAGGACAUAUCCAGGAAACAGACUUCUGUGGCUUAGUCCGAACUAAACCUUACUGUGAGUAGAACAUAAGUAGAAUGAUUUAGGUUCCUGAAUUUUUGUCUUUGCUGAGAUCAGUCCUGCAAAAACUGGGACAUGUUAUCUUCUAUUUAGUUAUUUUAUUUUUUUACCAUGUGGUCUUGCAACCAAGAGUUGUUAAUGAGGUGAGUAGCACUUUUUGGUGAAAACUCAAGCCAAGACGCUCUGUUCGUGCUUUGUACUUGUACAUUUGUUUUUGAUAUAAUCGAACUCUUUCCAAUGAUACAA